This is a messenger RNA of Ananas comosus (pineapple), 1735 nucleotides long. RefSeq names its product phosphatidylinositol:ceramide inositolphosphotransferase-like. The transcript has 12 exons. Gene Ontology annotation, molecular function: sphingomyelin synthase activity; ceramide cholinephosphotransferase activity; inositol phosphoceramide synthase activity. The record is from RefSeq and is a predicted model, not a curated record. Gene Ontology annotation, biological process: ceramide biosynthetic process. NCBI's taxonomy places the organism in Eukaryota, Viridiplantae, Streptophyta, Magnoliopsida, Poales, Bromeliaceae. Gene Ontology annotation, cellular component: endoplasmic reticulum membrane; trans-Golgi network; Golgi membrane. The coding region runs from base 316 to 1260 and encodes 314 amino acids.
UAGAAUAAUAAUCAUAUAUACGGGGAAAAAGAGAGAUAGAAGGUCUUCAUAUAAAAAUAGGGAAUAAGAGAAAGCCAUUUCUGGAAAGGGUGUUUGAAUUCGUGGCUCCAGAUAAUACGAUUCCCACCACCACCUCCCCCCCCGUCUCUCUCUCUCUCUCUCUCUCUCUCUCUCUCUCUUCUAUAUUUCUCCAUUGAUUUGAUUAGUUGGAGGAGGAGAACCCUUUUCUCCCAAUCGGAUCGUCCAAGGCUCUGAUAACAAAGAGCGUUGGACGACCAAUCUGUACGUCUCUCUAAUCGAACCAUUGGAGUGCCGAUGACCUUUUACGUUGCGCGCGAGGGUUCCAAGCUUUGGGCUAGGGUUUCCUCGGAGAUAUCGGUGGAGUUGCAGCUUCUGCUGGAGAAAUGGAAGCUUCUGCUUGCCGGACUCAUUUUUCAGUAUAUACAUGGAUUGGCUGCACGAGGAGUCCAUUAUUUGCAUCGGCCUGGGCCAAUUCUCCAAGAUCUCGGGUUCAUGAUCCUUCCGGAGCUUGGAAAAGAGAGAGGCUACAUCAGUGAGAGUCUUUUCACUUUCAUCUUUUUGUCCUUUGUAGUGUGGACAUUCCAUCCCUUUAUCUAUCAUAGCAAGCGCUUCUAUACUGUUUUACUCUGGCUCAGGGUGUUGGCAUUUUUAGUUGUUUCUCAAAUUUUAAGGAUAAUUACUUUCUAUUCAACUCAACUUCCUGGACCUAAUUAUCACUGCCGUGAGGGCUCCAAGCUUGCCAGAUUGCCGCCACCUGAAAGUGUAUUUGAGGUGCUUCUCAUUAACUUUCCAAGAGGAGUUAUAUAUGGGUGUGGCGAUCUAAUAUUUUCAUCCCACAUGAUAUUUACUCUCGUCUUUGUCCGCACAUACCAGAAGUAUGGCUCUAAAAGGAUUGUUAAGCUGCUAGCAUGGUUAACAGCUGUAGUGCAGAGUCUGCUUAUUAUAGCCUCCCGCAAGCACUAUACAGUCGAUGUCGUCGUGGCGUGGUACACUGUAAAUCUGGUCGUCUUCUUCAUCGACCAGAAGCUACCUGAGAUGCCAGAUCGUUCCGGUGGAUCUACUACAUUGCUGCCCGUAAGUGUCAAAGAUAAAGAAAGCAGAUCUAAGGAAGAGCUUCACAAGCUGUUGAAUGGAAAUUCUGUGGAUUCUGCCGAUCGGAGAGUCAGAACACAAAUGAAUGGGAAGCACUUGGAUGACCGGACUUAUGCCGAUUCAGGAACAACAAUGAAUGGCACAUAGUUUGUGGGAAAUGCAGUUGGGAUGGAGGCUUUUUUUAGGACUCAGAAGAGAGACACCAAUCAGGGGCUGGAGCAAGCAUCGCAUGUGUCUGGGCAGUGGAGAUGUCUCACUGAAUCGAAUAGGUGCUUUGAAGAUGUCACACCGAAUGGAAUAGGCCCUUGUAGUUGUAACUUAAACUAAGAAGAAAUUUUGGCGUUGGCCGACUAGAAUUUUGGUCUUUUCCUUCACCAUUGUGCUUUUUUCUUUUUCUUUUUUUUUCCGGUUUCCUUUUUUGAGGCUCCUGCUCGUCGUUAUUUUAAUUCAAGCUAGAUUGAUCAAUUUGUGUGAAGUAAUGCUGAUCGAUUCAUUGUACAUAGGUAUUCACAGCCUCUUCUAGAGGUCCAAACUCGAAAUGCAUCUGCAUUUGAAAGCGGACGAGCCCCAGUUAUGCAUAAUUCACAUGCAUAUUGAGUAUCAAAUUGUUUUCUUUCCUGUU